Molecule: messenger RNA, 1833 nt
Organism: Camellia sinensis
Lineage: Eukaryota; Viridiplantae; Streptophyta; Magnoliopsida; Ericales; Theaceae
Source: RefSeq, a predicted model, not a curated record
AUGUUGCUUAAACUUUUGAAGGAUGCAUUCCCAAAAGGUGAAACUUUGCCAAAGUCGUUCUAUGCAACGAGGGCACUCCUUAGGGAAUUGGGCCUUGAUUAUCACAAGGUACAUGCAUGCCCAAGAGAUUGCUCACUGUAUUGGAAGGAGACAGCUAGUAGGGAUGAUUGCAUAGUGUGUCAGACGCCUAGAUACAAACAGUUUGAGGGUGAGAAGAAUGAUUAUAAAAAGAAGCAACAAAGAAUUCCCCAGAAGAUUGUGAGAUACUUUCCUUUGAUUCCAAGGCUUCAAAGAUUGUUCAUGUCAUCCAAAACUGCUUCAUUAAUGAGAUGGCAUGUAGAGGGCCGAAUUGAUGAUGGCAAAAUGAGACAUCCUGCUGACUCUCUUGUCUGGAAAAAUUUUGAUACUUUGUAUCCCAAGUUUGCGAGUGAGCCUCGCAAUGUCAGACUAGGUUUAGCAGCGGAUGGAUUUAAUCCAUUCAAGGCAAUGAAUGUUGCUCACAGCAGUUGGCCAGUUAUUGUAAUGCCUUAUAAUUUGCCACCGUGGUUGUGCAUGAAACAACCUCAUAUGAUGAUGAUAUUGCUCAUUGAUGGUCCUUCUUCACCUGGCAAUAACAUUGAUGUCUACUUGCGCUUGUUAGUGGAUGAACUGAUUGAAUUGUGGGAAAAUGGUGUUCAGACGUACGAUGCAGAAACUAAUCAAAUGUUCCAAUUGCACGCGGUCUUACUGUGGACAAUAAAUGAUUUUCCUGCAUAUGCAAAUUUGUCUGGAUGGAGCACGAAAGGUGCUUUAGCUUGUCCUUGUUGUAACAUACGUACUCGACAUCGGUAUUUGAAGAAUGGAAGGAAAAUUUGUUACAUGGGGCAUCGCCGCUGGUUGAAUGCGAGUCACAAAUUUCGAAAAGAUGCUGCGUCUUUUGAUGGAACUUCUGAAUUUGAACCAUGUCCAACUCGGUUAUCGGGGGCUAAUGUGUUACGACAGCUAGGGCCUAAGCAUCAACCAACUAACAGACAAAAAAGAACUAGGAAAGGAAAGGAAAAAGAGGACAACGAGGAGGAUCAUAAUUGGAGGAAGAGGAGUAUUUUCUUUGAGCUUCCAUAUUGGGAGCAUAAUUUGAUUCGCCACAAUCUUGAUGUAAUGCACAUUGAGAAGAACGUGUGUGAUAAUGUAUUGUGGACGAUAUUAAAUGUUGAUGGGAAAGGAAAGGAUAAUUUAAAUGCUCGUCGAGACUUGCAAGAUAUGGGAAUUCGAAAGGCAUUACAUCCUAAAAAAGGGGUUGGGAACAGGUAUUAUUUGCCGCCUGCAUGUUUUGCUAUGAACAAUAGAGAGAGAGGUUUGUUUUGUACACUCCUGAAGAAUAUCAAAGUUCCAGAUGGGUAUGCAUCCAAUAUUUCUCGUCGUGUUAACCUCAAACAACAUAGCAUAUCUGGACUGAAAAGUCAUGACAACCAUAUAUUGAUGCAACAAAUACUUCCAAUAGCAGUGAGAAAUUUGUUACCGAAAAAAGUUGUUGAACCAUUGAUUGAGUUAAGCAAUUUCUUCAGGCAGUUGUGCUCCAAAACUUUAGAGCCAGAUGGGUUAGAUCGUCUUCAAUCCCAAAUUGCUCUUACACUUUGUCAUCUUGAGAGAAUUUUUCCUCCAUCCUUUUUCGAUAUAAUGGAGCACUUGCCUAUUCACCUAGCAGAGGAGGCCAAGAUUGCUGGUCCAGUGCAAUAUCGCUGGAUGUACUUCAUAGAAAGGUGUGCAAUUCUACUCCAAUUUAAGGUUGUAGUCAUUUGUUUGUUUAUAAUUGAAAGUCAUGUGUGCAUUUGUUUGUUUAUAGGUAUCUUAUGA